AUGAAGCUUGCUACCCUAUUCCUAAACGCUCUUCAGAGUCUUCAGGAACCUGUCAUUGUAUCCAAGCCAUCAAGUCCAUGUUCUCUCGAAUUCUCUACGUCGUGGGAGGUCAUAGAAGCAACAUGGGGUGCUGACCCACUCGAAUACUAUGGCGGCUUUCGCUCCUUGAACUAUGACAAGGAUGCGAAAUUUCCGAGCUCGCUGGCCCCUAAUGCAACUGUCUCCUGGUCUUCCCUCACAGCCCAACAGUCGUCCUGCGACACUCGGUCCGCUCAUAUCGAUCUGUCUGUAGCAUUUCCUGAUAUCGAUCUGGCUUUUCUUCAACGCAUCUAUGGUUGGGCGGCUCUUCAGUACCAAGGUUGGGCUCGAGGCCGUCUUCGUGUCAAUGGCGAGAAGCUUCAAACCUUGAAUCUUGCAACAGACAAUCUCCUAGAGUUCUAUCUCGAUGGACAGCAUCACUUCGGCGGAGACUACUAUGCCUUUCGACGAGCCCCACUCGUCUUACAUCUUGAGCCAGGAGACCACAUCAUCGAUCUACGCUUUGUUCGUGAUGUGCGAGCGAUGGGUGGCGUAGGCUCUCCAACGAUUGAUAUGCAUCUCGAAGCGCGAUCAUCAACCAAGAAUCUUCACCUCGCUGCAGACAACGCUCUCAUGCCUGACAUGGUCAGCGGACAUUUGGCAAGCAUGCUGGGUUCUAUCCAGGUUCGCAAUGAUCAUGCACUACAUGACAUUGAGAUCUUUGAGGUCUCUGCAAACGAUAGCUCUUACUUUGUGUGGUUGCUACAACCUGACAAUUUCCGAGUCGUUGCUGGACAGACCAGGCAUGUGUCUCUGGCCAUUUCAUGCAAGACGAACUGCAGUCAGUAUCUUGGUAUUGAUAUCGAAUACGGAACCGUAGGUCAAGGUCGCUCUCAAGCUUCUGUUCUGCACCUUGAUCAUCAUUUUACCCAGCGAGAGUUGUACGAACCAUUGAAGGUGACUUUUUAUCAUCCUGGGGGAAUGGUGUCCUAUGCAAUUCUGAAGCCUCCAUCCUCACACAUCUCCUGUCCUCUAGACUCGGAAGGGUUGUUGCCCGUGUUGUUGCAGCUACAUGGUGCCGGUGUAGAGGCCGACAAUGACAUCGUAAGGCAUGCUCUAGAUUCGCUGGACCUCUGUGCUUGGGCUGUGUUUCCUACAGGUUCGACUGCAUGGAGUGGCGACGACUGGCAUAUCUGGGGCUUCGCGGAUGUAGAGGCAGCAGUCAAAGCAAUACCCGGAUGGAUAGAAAACAUUGGUUGGGACGGACCUGGUGUGAACACGAAGCGUUGGCUUGUUGCUGGUCAUUCCAAUGGCGGACAAGGAACGUGGUAUGCUUUGACGCAUCGCCCUGACAACAUCUUCGCAGCUGCCCCUAUUUCUGGUUACUCAUCUAUUCAAAUGCCUCCUGCGGUGCGCGCCCUCCUGGAUGCGUCCUUGAGCAGUUACCGACAUGAGCUGUUGCUGGAGAAUGUGAAGGGUAUCCGCAUCCUACAACAACAUGGCAGUAUCGACGACAACGUCCCAGCUUUCCAUUCGCGGCUGAUGAACCAACUCAUAAGACAACAGGGUGCAAACUCGUCGUACAUGGAGCUUCAAGGAAGGAAUCACUGGUUCGACGGCAUCAUGACAACGGAGCCUCUGAGCGAGUUCUUUGUGCAAGAACUCAACGACCUAGCACAACACUUACGUGCCCCUGAGGCUUUCACCCUGGCAGUCGCAAAUCCAGCAGACUCAGGUCCAAAGUUCGGAGUAGAGAUUCUUCAUCUGCGUCGUCCGGGCCAGCUUGGAAAGAUUCACAUCUCCUUUUCCUCGUCCGAAUGCUUUCUUCGAAGCUCUAAUGUCCUGAGCUUACGAUUGCCCAGCAUAUAUCCUCGAACACAUGGCAUUGUUGUCGAUGGUCAAAGGAUAGAAAUCUCUCUUCAGGCCACCAGCACUGAUUUGUGGCUUUCCCUGAAUGGUACCUGGGAGGUUCUUUCGGAGCAUCAAUCAAUGGCGUUACGGGACAGGAAUCAAUUAGGCGGUAUGGAUGCAAUUUUCCGGACCCAGAACACUCUGCAGAUCAUCAGCUAUUCUCAGCAGGCACGCCAUACUGCUGUCCAAAUAUCUCGAAACUUCUGUCAAUACCUCGGUGCCGAUACAGAAAUCCGGGAAUCUGGAACGGGACACCCAAGGCAGUAUAGCAACAUUGUUCGUGUUGUUGUGUCGAGCGAUAUACCUCCUGGUCAUCUCGAAAAUUUCGCCUUGCAAGUGGACUCUUCCAAUGGCGUCAGCAUACGCACAUUGAUCGGCCAGAUGAACUACCCUAACUCGGCAGGUCUGGGCGCCAUAUUCUUGAGGCCGCUGCCGGAAGGAGCGGUAGAGCUGGUAGUAUGGGGUUAUGAUGCAGACGGUUUGGACGUAGCAUCGCGCCUUGUACCCAUGCUCCCCGGAGUCGGACAGCCAGACUUUGUUGUAGCAGAUGGGCGGAUGCUUCAGGAAGGUGCGGGUGGUGUCCUGGCAAUGGGUUCUUUUGAUCACCUAUGGAACGUCACAGAGACUUCGUACUUUACUUGA
Aureobasidium uvarum is the source of this 2571-nucleotide messenger RNA. Lineage: Eukaryota; Fungi; Ascomycota; Dothideomycetes; Dothideales; Saccotheciaceae. The record is from the annotation of a GenBank genome assembly.